AUGGCAUCCAAGGGUCUCUCUCCCUACCGCUCAGACACAUUAACUUUGACGCUCAUGGACCGUCGUCCGGAAGUGCGCGAGGACGUCUUGGCUACUCCCAUUACUACCUACAGAUCAUCAAGGACUGCUCGCUCCGCCUCACGACAGACCUCGCGGGAUAGGCAAGAGCACACGUACACACCGAAAUCACGCGCAACGCCCAAUCUACUGGAAACACCCUCGGGUACAACUGUGCUGACCUUUGACGAUCUGGUUUCUGUGGAAACGCCCUCGGGUACAACUGUGUUGACCUUUGACGAUCUGGUUUCUGGUAAGGAGAGUUCGCUCCUCGAAGGCGAUUUGACUAACCUCACGUCUGAAGAUGAACAGAAGCAGAGAAAAAAGCCCGGAGGCGCGGAAGCCAGUGAAGGGAUUACGAGCCACCAUGAAGAAUCGGACGCCUACAGUGAGGACUUCGAGUCUGAGAACGAGGCAGAGGUACUCGAUGAACGGAAGUCACCCGGAGUGUCGCCCAGUCCCUCGUCGACUUUGACGCAGCCCAAGAACCACAAUAUCCGAAGUGUGAAACAAAUGACUGAGGUUUCGGUCACUAACUUCAAUUAUGUAGAUACUGGUUUAGUACGAGUAAUUGGAGCCCCCAAACUGAAUUAUCUCAAAUCUUGUACUGUGUCAGGAGCCUCUGAGCCACCCAAAAACAUGCUAUGGUCCACCGACGCUUGCCUGAAGUAA
Dibothriocephalus latus is the source of this 729-nucleotide messenger RNA. NCBI's taxonomy places the organism in Eukaryota, Metazoa, Platyhelminthes, Cestoda, Diphyllobothriidea, Diphyllobothriidae. The record is from the annotation of a GenBank genome assembly.